Molecule: messenger RNA, 3440 nt
Organism: Octopus bimaculoides (California two-spot octopus)
Lineage: Eukaryota; Metazoa; Mollusca; Cephalopoda; Octopoda; Octopodidae
Product: cap-specific mRNA (nucleoside-2'-O-)-methyltransferase 1
Biological process (GO): methylation; 7-methylguanosine mRNA capping
Cellular component (GO): nucleus; cytoplasm
Molecular function (GO): methyltransferase cap1 activity; nucleic acid binding
Source: RefSeq, a predicted model, not a curated record
UACCUAAUUGGUCAGAAUAUACAAAUGCUGUCUAUCAGAGGAGUGAAGUAAAAAUUUAAAAAAUAAAAUAACAACCCGUCUUGUUUUUAUAGAAUCGAGAGCUAAAUAUAGACAUGGGUAUUUUCUAAAAUUGCUCGAGGAGUAGGUGCUUGUUGCGAGAGGAUCAAGAGGAAGUGUCGAAGGGAGACAACUGAGAGAGACCAUUUUGUCUCUUUCAGAUGGAAGCGACGAUGUUUUGGAGACGGAUCUCUUAAAAACACUUUCACGCAUUUGAAAAUGUCUUUUGAAAAAGUUGAAAGGCUUUCGGAUUCUGAAAGCGAUGCAGAUCAGUUUAAUCUUGGUGCAGGUCAUGAUAGCAGUGCCCUCAGUGACAGCAAUGAUGAGGGCAGAGGUGAUAGCUAUGUCCCUUUCUUCUCUCAGAAGAGAACAUUGGAAACUUCAGAUGAUGAAGGAGCUAACAGACCAACAAAGGUUCCAAGAGGACCUCGUACAAAACCAAGUUCCCUGGCCAAUAAUGCUGGAAAAAAACAAAACAGAAAUCUCAGUUACAGUCAAAUGAGUGCUUCUGAUUCCUAUGAAGGAUUCAAAAAACAUGGCAUAUUGGAUUUAAAUUCAGAAGUAAAAGAUUCUGAAAGCGAUGCAGAUCAGUUUAAUCUUGGUGCAGGUCAUGAUAGCAGUGCCCUCAGUGACAGCAAUGAUGAGGGCAGAGGUGAUAGCUAUGUUCCUUUCUUCUCUGAGAAGAGAACAUUGGAAACGUCAGAUGAUGAAGGAGCUAACAGACCAACAAAGGUUCCUAGAGCACCUCGUACAAAACCAAGUUCCUUGACAGAUAACACGGGAAAAAAACAAAACAGAAAUCUCAGUUACAGUCAAAUGAAUUCCUAUGGAGGAUUCAAAAAGCAUGGCAUAUUGGAUUUAAAUUCAGAAGUAAAAGACUCCGAUAGUGAACCUGAGCCACAAGCAUUGUUAUCUGGCCACGAGAGCACAACAUUCAGUGACAGCAAUGAUGAAGGGAAGCCGGAACUAUUUUCUGGUUCCUUUUCUGCAAAACAAUCAGAAGAUUCACAGAAAGAACAAACUGCCAACCAAUUCCAGCAUGCACAAAAUGCUUCCUACAGUGAAACCAGUUUAAAAAUUAUGGCUAAAAUGGGUUACCAAGAUGGUAAAGGUCUUGGUAAAAAUGCCCAAGGUCGUGUUGAAAUUGUAGAAGCAUCUAAGCAGAGAGGCCGACGUGGUUUUGGUCUUUAUCCAAAAGCAUUUUUGAAAACCGAAAUGAAAUGGGAUCCAAAUGAAGAAGAGAUUUCUGUAAUCGAGACUGUUGACUGGAUGAAACCUUGUACAGAUCCUAUGCCAUUGUUAGAAGAACUUCGGACAUGGAAAGCAACUGGAAAAAAAAAGACAAUUAUAGAUGAUGAAUUGAAUUUUGUUUCAAGUGAAUUGUUGAGUGGAAUCCUGGAUUCUAAAAACAUUUUUGAUGAACUGGAAAGUGAAGAGAUGCGUAAAGCUCGCUCAAGAUCUAACCCUUACGAAACAAUACGAGGUGUUAUUUUUCAAAAUAGGGCAGCUAUGAAGAUGUCCAACAUCGAUGCUGUUUGUGACUUCAUGUUAACUCAACCAAAAUCUAAAACUGGGCAACCAUUGGUUUCUUCAAACAGUUUGCUCUAUUUUGCUGAUAUUUGUGCUGGGCCUGGUGGCUUCAGUGAAUAUGUUUUGUGGAGACGAAAAGGGGAUGCAAAGGGGUUUGGCUUAACUUUGCGGGAAUGCAAUGAUUUUAAACUUGAAGAAUUUUUUGCUGGUCCCAGUGAGAUGUUUGAACCACAUUAUGGUGCUGACGGUACGGGAGAUAUAUACAAAACAGAAAACCAAAAAGCUUUUGAAAAAUUUGUGAAAGAGAAUACAGAAAGCAAAGGUGUACAUUUUGUGAUGGCGGAUGGAGGAUUCUCUGUGGAAGGACAAGAGAAUAUACAGGAGAUUUUAUCUAAACAACUUUAUUUGUGCCAAUUUCUCACAGCCUUGUUAGUAUUAAGAGACGAUGGCCAUUUUGUGUGUAAAUUAUUCGAUAUCUUCACACCAUUCAGCGUUGGUCUGGUCUACUUAAUGUAUCGGGCUUUCCAUCAAAUUGCAAUUUUCAAGCCAGUUACCAGCCGUCCUGCAAACUCUGAACGGUAUAUCAUCUGUAAGGCAUUGCGUACAGAUGCAGAGCCAAUAAAACAAUACUUGCAUGAAAUUAAUCUGGAAUUGUUGCAAAUGGAUGACGAUGAAUGUGAUAUCAAUGAUAUUGUACCUCUAGAGACACUUCUGGAUGGUAGAUUCUAUGAAUAUAUCAGAAGUUCUAAUGAUCUUUUGGCAAAGAAACAAAUUAAUAAUCUAAGGAAAAUCCAUUCUUUUGCCUUAGACACCAAUCGUCAUGAGUAUUCUCAGAAAGAUAUCAGAAAGCAGUGUUUGCAACUGUGGAAGAUUCCUGAUAAUGUGAGAGUUGCCCCGGCAAAAGGAAACCCAAGCAUUAUAUUUUCAAAGCUGAUGGAGGAAGAUUGUAACAUGUAUCAUCUGACAUAUGAAGAUUUAACUCCUGCUAAACUGAAAACUGUAAAAAGCUUAUAUGAUUAUCGAUGUUUUGUAACUGGAAGUGAAAAUCGUUAUUUUAUUUUAGGACUUGGGAGGGGACAUGUUUGUUUUUGGAAUGGUAAUCAAAGCAGCAAUUGGUGUAAGAUUGAAGAUAAACAAAUUCAUAUUGAAUUACCUUCAGAGACUUUAUUAGAAGCUGAGAUAGUCCAGGAAUUCCAAGGAGAAGGAAAGGGACAGAAAAAACAAAUGACAGUCCAUGUUUUAGAUGCCUAUUUUCUCUGUGGUGACAAUGUACAGAAACUACAUUUCAAUGAAAGAAUUGAAAGGCUAAAGAAAUUUGUAAAGGCUAUUACGAAGACAACUCGUUCUGAUUUAGCUCCAAUUAGUGUGCCUGAAAUAUACAGAAUGGAAGAGAUUCACAAAAUAUUUGACAGGUUGGAAAUGAAGUUAGUAAAAGGUCAAUCGCGCUUCAGACGUCUUUGUUACUGUAAAGAGAAAAAGCAUUAUUUCCUACCGUCUGGAGUUCACUUUGUAAAAAUUACCAAAGAUCCGUGGACAAUGUGUCUUAGUAAGUCUUCAAACACAAAGUAUUUUUUCGAUACAUCUUCUGGUGUGUCAACUUAUGUAUUUCCUGCAGAUGCUAUAACAAACACCAGAGAUUGCCGAAUAAACGGAAUCCGUUGGAAAUGGCAAGAAGGAGUAAGAGUGCACGACUCCCAGCCUACAACACAAGACAGAGACAAGUUUUCAAAAGAAGACAUUCUUCAGUUUAUCCAAGAUAAAAUCAACAAAUGAGAAUAAUUCCAUUGUUAUUCCUUCCCACAAGAAAAUGAAAUCCAUCCCCCACUAAUUUUUUGAUAAACAUUUAUAACCCA